Messenger RNA from Westerdykella ornata, 1305 nucleotides. RefSeq names its product peptide chain release factor eRF/aRF, subunit 1. NCBI's taxonomy places the organism in Eukaryota, Fungi, Ascomycota, Dothideomycetes, Pleosporales, Sporormiaceae. Bases 1 to 1305 code for a protein of 434 amino acids. Gene Ontology annotation, cellular component: translation release factor complex; cytosol. The transcript is spliced from 4 exons. Gene Ontology annotation, molecular function: translation release factor activity, codon specific; sequence-specific mRNA binding. The record is from RefSeq and is a predicted model, not a curated record. Gene Ontology annotation, biological process: cytoplasmic translational termination.
AUGUCGGCCCCUCAGGCAAACGAUGCUGAAAAGAAUAUCGAGAUCUGGAAGGUCAAGAAGCUCAUCAAGCGCCUCGAGGCCGCCCGUGGCAAUGGCACAAGCAUGAUCUCGCUCAUCAUCCCGCCCAAGGCUCAAAUCUCGCAAGCGGCCAAGAUGUUGGCCGAUGAGUUUGGCACUGCCUCCAAUAUCAAAUCCCGCGUCAACCGUCUGUCCGUUCUGUCCGCCAUCACCUCGACCCAGCAGCGCUUGAAGCUGUACUCCAAAGUCCCUCCCAAUGGCCUCGUCGUCUACUGCGGUGAAAUCAUCACCGCCGAAGGCAAGGAGCGCAAGAUCAACAUCGACUUCGAGCCCUUCAAGCCCAUCAACACCUCGCUCUACCUUUGCGACAACAAGUUCCACACAGAGGCCUUGAGCGAGUUGCUCGAGUCGGACCAGAAGUUUGGUUUCAUCAUCAUGGACGGUAACGGUGCCUUGUUCGGCACCCUGUCUGGCAACACGCGCGACGUGAUUCAAAAAUUCUCCGUCGACCUUCCCAAGAAGCACGGCCGUGGUGGUCAGUCCGCUCUGCGUUUCGCCCGUCUCCGUGAAGAGAAGCGCCACAACUACGUUCGCAAAGUCGCCGAGUUGGCCGUGCAGAACUUCAUCACCAAUGACAAGGUCAACGUGGCCGGUUUGAUUCUGGCUGGUUCCGCCGAUUUCAAGAACGACCUCAACCAGUCGGACAUGUUCGACCAGCGUCUGCAGAGCAAGGUCAUCAAGGUCGUCGACGUGUCGUACGGUGGCGAGAACGGCUUCAACCAGGCCAUCGAGCUGGCUGCCGAAACCCUCAGCAAUGUCAAAUUCAUCCAGGAGAAGAAGCUCAUCAACAGCUACUUUGACGAGAUCUCCCAAGACUCUGGCAAGGUCUGCUACGGUAUUGACGAUACCUUGAAGGCUCUUGAGUUGGGUGCCGCCGAGACGCUCAUUGUCUACGAGAACCUGGAGAUCACGCGUUGGACCCUCAAGAACUCCGAGGGUGCCGAGAUUGUCCUCCACACCACCAAGGCCCAGGAGCAGGAUCGCUCCAUGUUCAUGGACAAGGAGACGGGCCAGGAGAUGGAAGUGGUGGAGCAGAUGCCCUUCUUGGAAUGGCUUGCGGAGAAGUACCGCGACUUUGGUGCCACGCUCGAGUUCGUCUCGGACCGCUCCUCCGAGGGCAACCAGUUCGUCAAGGGCUUUGGUGGCAUCGGCGCCAUCCUUCGCUACAAGGUCAACUUUGAACAACUCGCCGAGUAUGACGACGAAGAUGAAUUCUACGAUGACUGA